Molecule: messenger RNA, 3702 nt
Organism: Thermochaetoides thermophila DSM 1495
Lineage: Eukaryota; Fungi; Ascomycota; Sordariomycetes; Sordariales; Chaetomiaceae
Product: inositol trisphosphate 3-kinase-like protein
Exons: 5
Coding region: 1-3702 (1233 amino acids)
Biological process (GO): phosphatidylinositol phosphate biosynthetic process; inositol phosphate biosynthetic process
Cellular component (GO): cytoplasm; nucleus
Molecular function (GO): inositol hexakisphosphate kinase activity
Source: RefSeq, a predicted model, not a curated record
AUGGCCACUCUUAAUCGGGACCGCCCUUUGCGUCAGAGACGGCUUGGCCGCUGCCAGGUGUCGUGGAACACGCCCAGACCUGGCCAGCGGUCGCCCUAUCGAGUCGCAUUGACGGGACAGGGCACGUUGAAACAAGACCAAAAACGGCCAGAAGAGAGCACGCUCGGUCAGCCAGUCGACCGACCACGUUGUCUACGCGAGCCUGUCGACGAGCUGCACGAACCUCGAACCUCGAAGACCAUACAGCGCGUCGCGCCCGAUGUUGGCUCCAUGUCUAACCCGCCAUUGUCUGACGAUGCUGCAUCCGCUGCAGGGGUGAGCGAUUCCCACGCUCACACUCGUCCUGCUGCCUACGACGAUGCUGCCGCGCUCCAGAUCGAAGCCGGCCAGGUACCACAAGAGCCACAGCCACAAAGACAAUCACAGACACAAGCACAACCCCAACCACAAGAGCACCAACCGCCACACACCCCAGAGCCCAUCAAAUAUACCCGGGGUCCUACCCUCCAGCGGCCUUCUGGUCCGUCCCUGCUGACCCAGGCUCUUGCAACAGCGCGCGGCAUCCCGAGAGACAAGCAAAUUUCCGCCUUCUCUUCCUCCCAGCCCACGUCUCAGGAUAAGGACAACGAAGGCCGACAUGAGUCGUCGACACCGCGUUCAUCCCCUCGCAAGACGACCAUGCAUGGAAGACUCGAUCUCGGCGAGGUCAACUCCAGGCUCCUCAACGGCGAACACUGCGAUAGGGAAAGAGACGGACGUCCACCCCAGCCUGCUCGACCGCUGCCCGAAAAGGUAUGGUCGAUCGGAGCUGGCGACGCCGGCAUCGGCGAGGACGGCAAGGUGGAAAAGUCAAUUUCCGAGGUCCUUGCCGGUGUUGAGCCCAACAAUCGCAGUCGCAAGGCCAGCCACAGUCUCCGCUUUUUCAAGGAGGGUCUUCCGGACGAGCAGCGGCCAAAGAAGAAGGAGCACAAAUCGGAAAAGCUGCAGGAGAUCCAGGAGCGGUCUGUCGACGAGAAGCUGAAAAGCGGCGGUGACAAUGGCACUGGCUCCCAUAUCAGGUCACAGGCUGCUUUUCCGUCUUCAUCCGAAAAGGGGAUCGGUCGCGACAUCCCUCCUGAGGACCAAGCUGUCAAAAAGCCAGAAGGCGAUAACGUUGUGUCGGUGGUGGGCUCGCCCCCGUCGAGCCCCGGCGCCGGCGACAGCGAAGAGGGACAAGAGUCAGGCGAGGAGCAGAUCUCUUCUGCCGUGCGACACUCACGGCACGAUGACUACCAUCCGUGGCUCGUCAAGGCAGACGAGCCCGAGCCGGAUGAAGAAGAGCUUGAGGAAGAACGUGGAGAAGAUGAGCAUGAGCCAGCGCAAGAGCACAAGGACAAGGACAAGGACAAGCACAAGCACAAGCAGAGAAGGAUCAAAUCUGAUGCUGCCGAUGGUUGUCCCACUGUAGCUCCCGAGGUAGCUCUCAGGCAGGUUGAUCAACCCACGCCCACGCCCACACCUGCCCCCCAUGAUGAUGAUGAUGAUGAUGAUCAUGAUGAUGUUGAUGAUGAAAGUGAACGAUCGGCGCGUGCCCAAUCCUCGUCCUCUUCCGCCCCGUACCAUGAAGAAGCUGCGUACGACCAUUACUAUAAUGCGCCCCGGCAGCCGCUGGAGGCGAUUGAGUUGAUUCCCUACAAGCACCAAGUGGGAGGUCACACCACGCUGUGGCGUUUCUCCAAGCGUGCCGUCUGCAAGCAGUUGAACAAUCGCGAAAAUGAGUUUUACGAAAAGAUUGAAAAGUACCAUCGCGAUCUGUUGCGCUUUCUGCCGAGAUACAUUGGCGUACUCAACGUCACAUUUCAGAAGCAGCCGCGGCGCAAGUCGACCAAGCGCGAGGAUGCGGGCGAGCCGCAGGCCGAGUCACAGGCCGGCGCCGCCGAGACGUCUCAGGACGGGCAGCCGCGCAUGGUCAGCCAGUCGAUGCAGUCCACGGCCGGCCAGAUCCCGACGGUCACCUUCGUCGACAAUCGCCACAUCCUACCUCGCAACUUGUUGCAGCCGAGUCUCCCUCCGCUCGCCGGCCGCUUUAGAAGUGCGUCCGAGUCAGUGCGGGGCGCCACGUCUGGUAACGACAGCAGCCAGGGCUCUGCCGCCGCGAUCCAGAACGAGUCUUCCCGGACAGGACAGCAGGAGCGUCCCAACAGCUGGGGUGCUACGACGGUGAACAAGAAGCUACGGAAUGAGGUCUUCAACGAUGCUUUCCUUAAGCAACCCAUCGCCAUCCACCGCCACCGCAAGGGCCACCACCGUCCCUUCCCGCGGCCGCGGCCGGUUGUUGGCUCCGAGGGUGCCGGCACGCCUGCGUCUGCUGCUAACGGCAUUGACGUCCCGUUACCUAAGAGCGCCAUCGACCUUGCCCACGCAGACAGGUAUGCGGCUGACGACGAGCUGGGGCCGAGGGAUAUCACCGGUACUAGUGCGCCAGAGCCCGAGAUCCUGGGCGACACGUCGCCGGCGCAGAGGAAGAAGAAACGGCGGUAUUCGGGGUCAGGGCUAAGGAGGAAGCCGAAGGAUGUGCAAGAUGGGAGGGGUGACCUGGAGUACUUUGAGGAGGCGGAUGAUGUCGAUUAUAAGAGCGCUCGCGGGGAUGUCCCGUCGCGCGAGGAGCUCAAGACGGCCCUGUCGCAGCGCACGAGUACCGUUGCUAGUACCGUGUCUAGCACGGCGAUCCCGACUGCGUCGACCAGUCCUGCUCCCCUAUCAACUACCGCCAGCGCCGAUGGGACUGUUGGGAAUGCCGUAGUACCUAACGGCAACGGCCAGCACCUCGCCCCCGUCCCGUACAAAAUCCCGCGCCCGCUCAACCCCAAAGAAGCCCAGACCCAGCGCAACACGCGCGUCGAGUACUUCUUACUCUUAGAAGACCUCACGGCCGGCAUGAAGCGCCCGUGCAUCAUGGACCUAAAAAUGGGAACCCGCCAAUACGGUGUCGACGCGACCCCCAAAAAGCAAAAGUCCCAGCAAGGGAAAUGCGCGAAGACCACUUCCCGAGAACUCGGCGUGCGCGUGUGCGGAUUGCAAGUCUGGGACGUCAAGACGCAGAGUUAUGUGUUUAAGGAUAAGUAUUAUGGGAGGGAGCUGAAGAAGGGCGCCGAGUUUCAGGCCGCGUUGACGAGGUUUCUCUAUGAUGGGGUGGAUAAGGCGAGCAUACUUCGGCAUGUGCCGACUGUGUUGAGGAAGCUGGAUGAGCUAGAGGUGAUUAUUGAGCGGCUGAGGGGGUAUCGAUUUUAUGCGGCUAGUUUGUUGAUGUUUUAUGAUGGGGAUCAGUCAAGUGGCGUAGCGAAUGGGGAGGAUGAGACGACGGAUUUUACUACCGAUGCGGAGGAGGUGCAUCAACAGCCACAGCAUGGCAAUGGUGCAGCCGCACAACAGCCGAGGAGAACGAGGAAGAGUAGGAGGGAGAUUGAUUUCAAGAUGGCGGAUUUUGCGAACUGUGUGACGGCGGGGGAUGGAAUAAAGGAUCGACCAUGUCCGCCGAGACAUCCGGGGGAACCCGAUAGGGGUUUCUUGAGGGGGUUGAGGAGUCUGAGGAAGUAUUUUUUGAAGAUUCAAAGGGAUACCAGGGUUGAGCUGGGGCUGGCGGCGCCGUUUAGGAAUGGGAAUGGGGAGAAGGAUGAGUGGACGUGGGAGGAUAGUGAAGAGGAGGGGAGUGUUAGUGAGUAG